AUGGACAGUAAGGAAAUAGGGCAAAAGAAAAUAAAAUAUCACAACUUCAAGUUGGGAAAAGAUUUUGUUACGGAUGUGGCCCAUCACGGUGAGCUGUUGGUGGCUCUCAAUCGUCUUGGAUCGUUUGAUGUCCCAGUGUCACGGUUCUAUGCAGCGGAAAUUGUUGUCGCUCUGGAAUUUGUGCAUAACCAGUUGUUCCUGUAUGAUCGUCGGCUAAACGCGGUUUUGGUUCAGGCUACUGGUGAUCCGUUGAAGGCCAUCAGAUGCGGUGUUGUUCACCGUGAUGUGAAACCGGAAAAUGUCCUUAUUCGAAGAAAUGGUCAUAUCAUGCUUACGGAUUUUGGUAGUGCUCAAAUAUAUGACGAGAAAUUGUUCAUAGACUAUGAAGAAGAGAAUGAAUCCCCAACCCAAGUACGGCAAGCACGCCAGUACCGGCAGUAUAUGGACACUAUUGCAUCCAGUAGUACCAGUUCUUCAUUUGAAUCUGAUGAACAUAUAGGUGGUUUCGAGCAUACACGUCGGGCCACUUUUGUCGGUACUGCCCAAUAUGUUAGCCCAGAGAUGCUGCGAGGCGACGAAGUUGGACCACCAUGCGAUUAUUGGGCGCUCGGUGCUACCGUUUUCCAAAUGAUCUCAGGACAAGCUCCAUUUCGAGCUGUAAACGAUUUUCACCUGAUGAAUAAGAUUCAGAAGCUUGACUUUUCUUUUCCUCCGGAGUUCCCUGACGUUCCCAAAGAUUUUGUCUCACAACUGCUGGUGAGUGUUCAAUAUGUUUUUACAUUACUUGUUUCUUUUUGCCUACAGGUAUUGGAUCCUAUGGUUCGACUUGGGUCGAAUAAUUUGAUGGAUCUUAAGUCCCACGAAUUCUUCAGUGGAAUCGACUGGGACAACAUUAUGAGCAUGGAGCCACCGGACAUAUUUCCAUCAGUUCCGCCAGGCUUAGAAGAGGCUGAGCUCAAAUCAGUGGAUGAGAUGCCCGAGCCUGGUCUUGACGAAAAGGCUCUCAAUCGAUUGAUGAACUUGUCACUGAUGGAGAUGGGUCCUUCCAAGCAAUUAUCCCUCGACAGCGAAAUUUUGAAUACUGCCGUAGAUAUUCCAAGUGACAUGGUUGAGCUUCCCAAGGUUGACAAGAAAGCCCUAGCAGCGAGACAACGAAAGCUGGAAAAACAACGGAAAGAAAACCCCUAUCAUCUGUUCGUACAGGAUAACUUGAUCAUUCGUUCCGGUUUCAUUGACAAGAAAAAGGGUCUAUUCUCCAGAAGGCGGAUGUUCUUGCUUACUGAGGGCCCUCAUCUCUUCUAUGUUGAUCCAAACAGUAUGGAGCUGAAAGGGGAAGUUCCGUGGUCCCCAUGUAUGAGAACGGAAGUGAAGAAUUUCCGGACCUUCUUCGUUCAUACUCCCAAACGAAUCUACUACCUGUUCGAUCCGGAGUCGAGAGCUCUGGAGUGGUGCAAAGCGAUAGAUCAGGUCAAAGUACGCUAUGCGGACAAAAUAGCAGAAUCGUAUGCGAGAGCAGUAAAGGAUGGCACGUAUGGAAUGAACAAGUUCAAGAAAUCGAGUAAUUACUUUGGUGACAAACGAAAAAAGUCGGAAGAGGUUAGCGGGAAACGUGACAGCGAAUCGGCCUCUGUACCACAUUGA
This is a messenger RNA of Haemonchus placei, 1641 nucleotides long. Lineage: Eukaryota; Metazoa; Nematoda; Chromadorea; Rhabditida; Trichostrongylidae. The record is from the annotation of a GenBank genome assembly.